Penicillium argentinense is the source of this 3744-nucleotide messenger RNA. RefSeq names its product DNA-directed RNA polymerase I core subunit RPA135. Bases 1 to 3744 code for a protein of 1247 amino acids. Gene Ontology annotation, biological process: DNA-templated transcription. The transcript is spliced from 2 exons. The record is from RefSeq and is a predicted model, not a curated record. Lineage: Eukaryota; Fungi; Ascomycota; Eurotiomycetes; Eurotiales; Aspergillaceae. Gene Ontology annotation, molecular function: ribonucleoside binding; DNA binding; DNA-directed RNA polymerase activity. Gene Ontology annotation, cellular component: nucleus; RNA polymerase I complex.
AUGGCGCCCGCGGCCACCAACACCGAGUGGUCGGUCGAUUUCGACACUCUGAGGCGAGAGAACCUCUACAAGAACCCCCCCAAGGACCACACCGCAUUCCCUUCCCUUGCCGAGUCCAUUCGCCCGCAUAUCGACUCGUUCAAUGCUCUCUUCGGCGACAGCAAGGUCCUGGAGCAAGGAAUGAAGGAUGUUGGCAUUAAGACCUUCCUGGAUGGAGAAGCUGAGACACCAGAGCAGAAGAAGGCUCGCCAAGCAGAGGGCCUGCGAGCCCCCAAGCGCAACCGCCUCAAUGUUCGCGUCAAGGAAGUCUUCCUCGAAAAACCCGCUCUGCCCGCCACCAACAAGUACAGCCUCAAGAACCGCAAUAUCUAUCCCGCCGAGUGCCGUGAGCGUCAUGCGACCUACCGUGGUAAGCUCCGCGCACGUCUCGAGUACCAGGUCAACAAUGGAGACUGGAUGGAGUCUCUCCGCGAGCUCGGUCAGGUCCCCAUCAUGAUGCGCACCAACCGGUGUCAUCUGGAAAAUGCCACUCCGGAGCAGCUGGUCGUACGCAAGGAAGAGUCGGAGGAGCUGGGUGGUUACUUCAUCGUGAACGGUAACGAGAAGCUCAUCCGAAUGCUGAUCGUUGGCAAGCGAAACUACCCCAUGUCAAUUAUCCGUGGUUCGUUUGUGAAGCGUGGUCAAAGCUACACCAAGUUCGGUGUGCAAAUACGAUCCGUCCGCCCCGAUCAGACUUCGCAGACUAACGUGCUGCACUACCUCUCCGAUGGAAACGUUACCUUCCGUUUCUCGUGGCGCAAGAACGAAUUCCUCGUCCCCGUGAUGAUGAUCCUCAAGGCACUGGUUGAGACCAACGACCGCGAAAUCUUCGAGGGCAUCGUCGGCAAAGCCUCCUCCAAGGGCAUGAAGAACACCUUCGUCACAGACCGCGUAGAGCUGCUCCUGCGAACUUACCAGGCCUACGGAAAGCACAGCCAAUCCGACUGCCGAGCUCACCUUGGUAAGUGCUUCCGUCCGGUUCUUGGCGUCAGUGCCGACAUGCCCGACGAGCAGGUUGGAGCCGAAUUCCUGCGCAAGAUUGUUCUCCCCCAUCUGGGCAACUACAACGUCACCGAGACCCAGGACUACGAUAAGUUCAAGAUGAUCAUCUUCAUGAUCCGCAAGCUCUACGCCCUGGUCUCCGGUGACUGUGCUCCGGAUAACCCUGAUGCUGUCUGCAACCAAGAAGUGCUGCUUGGUGGCUUCUUGUACGGCAUGAUCCUCAAAGAGCGUAUCGAAGAGUGGCUUCGUUCCUUCGGCCCAAUCCUCCGUGAUUGGAGAAUGAAGAACGACUCGGCCAAAUUCACGGACCCGUCGUUUGAACGGGACUUCGUCGGUAAGAUCGUGAGGCGAUCUAACGAGAAUAUUGGCCAAGCCCUCGAAUACUUCCUCUCGACUGGCAACCUGGUUAGUCCUACGGGUCUUGACCUGCAACAAACUUCCGGUUACACCGUCAUUGCUGAGAAGAUCAACUUCUAUCGAUUCAUCAGUCACUUCCGCAUGAUUCACCGUGGUAGUUUCUUCGCCGAACUGAAGACCACCACAGUCCGCAAGCUGCUGCCCGAGAGUUGGGGUUUUCUGUGCCCUGUCCACACUCCUGAUGGUUCUCCUUGCGGUCUGCUGAACCAUUUGGCGCACAAGUGUCUGAUUGCCACAGACAACUUGGAGGUUUCGCAUCUUCCAAAGGUCCUUACUGAGCUUGGUGUUCGAUCCGAGUCCUCCGUGGCUUUGGAUGACAGCGUGGUCGUUCAACUGGAUGGCCGCAUCAUUGGUUUCUGCUCCCCUGCGCAGGCUCACAAGAUCCACGACACGCUCCGCUACUGGAAGGUUGCUGGCAAGAACGAUAUUCCUCUUGGAUUGGAGAUCGGAUACGUUCCCAACUCAUCCGGUGGACAGUACCCCGGUAUCUACAUGUUCUCUCAAUCCGCCCGAAUGUACCGUCCCGUGAAGUACCUUGCCCUCGACAAGCUGGACUACGUCGGCCCCUUCGAGCAACCCUUCAUGGACAUUGCUUGUGUCGAGUCCGACCUGAUUCCCGGCCUGUCCACUCACAUCGAGUUCACCCCGACCAACAUCCUUUCCAUUGUGGCCAACAUGACCCCCUUCUCUGACUACAACCAAUCGCCCCGUAACAUGUACCAGUGCCAGAUGAGCAAGCAGACAAUGGGUACCCCCGGUACAUCCAUCAACUACCGUACCGAUAACAAGCUUUACCGCAUUCAAACCGGUCAGACACCAAUUGUCCGUCCCCCGCUGUACAACGCUUACGGUCUGGACAACUUCCCUAACGGCAUGAACGCUAUUGUGGCUAUUAUCUCAUACACCGGUUACGACAUGGAUGACGCUAUGAUCAUCAACAAGUCCGCCCACGAACGCGGCUUCGGUCACGGAACCAUCUAUAAAACCAAGAUUCAUACCCUCGCCGAGCGCGACAGCCGUCGCAACAAGUCCAAGCGAGAGGUUACCAAGCUGUUCGGUUUCGCACCGGGUGACGAAAUCCGCAGCGAGAUCAAGAACACCAUCGACUCGGACGGUCUGCCGCACGUUGGUAUCCGUGUGAAGGAGGGCGACAAGAUCGCCGCCUAUUACAACGUCCGCUACGACGGUGCUUCUGACAGUUACAUCAACGUCGACGGCAUCACCCACUUCCUGAAGUACAAGGAUUCCGAAGUCGGCUACAUCGAGAGUAUGCGCCUGAUGGGUGCGGAUACUGGUAAUGAGCCCCUCCAGUCUAUCAGCGUCAAGUACCGUAUCCCCCGUAAGCCUAUUAUCGGUGACAAGUUCUCCUCUCGUCACGGACAGAAGGGUGUUUGCUCGCAGCUGUGGCCGGCAGUCGACAUGCCUUUCUCGGAGAGCGGCAUGCAGCCCGAUCUCAUCAUUAACCCCCACGCUUUCCCAUCUCGUAUGACAAUCGCCCAAAUGAUCGAGUCCAUGGCCGGAAAGGCCGGCGCUCUCCACGGCCACCCGCAAGACUCAACCCCCUUCAAAUUCUCCGAAGAAAACACCGCCACCGACUACUUCGGUCACCAGCUCAUGAAGGCUGGAUACAACUACUACGGCAAUGAGCCGCUCUACUCCGGCAUCACGGGCCGCGAAUUCGCUGCCGACAUCUUUAUGGGCGUCGUCCACUACCAACGUCUGCGUCACAUGGUGAACGAUAAGUUCCAAGUGCGUACGACCGGUCCCGUGAACGCCCUGACCGGCCAACCCGUCAAGGGUCGUGCAAAGGGUGGUGGUAUCCGUGUUGGUGAGAUGGAGCGCGAUUCGCUCAUCGCUCACGGUGCGGCAUUCCUCCUCCAGGACCGUCUGAUGAACUGCUCCGAUUCUCAGUCCGCCUGGAUCUGUCGUGGCUGCGGCUCCUUCCUCUCGACCCAGGUUGCGGUUGCAGGAUCUGGCGCUUCUCGCCGUGCGGCUGUUAACCCUGGUGCCAUCGCGGCAGCCGCUAAGGCUGCCCCUAACCAGCAGGCCCCUGAUGCCGGUGCGGGUGGUGCCCUUGGUGGUUCGACUAGUAUUGUUCGUUGCCGUAGGUGCGCGCGCCAGGCUGACUUUAAUGAUUCCCGUGCUGAGGCUUGGGAGGAUGGUGAUGGAUUGCGGUAUGUUGGUGGUGAUGAUGUUACUGUCGUUGCGGUCCCUGGUGUGCUGCGCUACUUGGAUGUUGAGCUUGCGGCUAUGGGUAUUCGUAUGAAGUUCUGGGUUGAUAACUAG